CUCCUGCGGAAACGCUUGACUUCUGGUGUGAAACGGGUGUUUGAAGGGCAGGGCAGAUAGAGGAACUCACUCUCAUCUACAACAAACAUGAAGAAAGUCUGAAUUCAAACACACAGCUUUAAUGAAACAGGGGUUCAGCGUUAUUCUGCACAAUGACUGAGUGUUGUCACACAGAUCUGACGGCGGAGGAGCAGAUGGAGAUCGAACGGCUGAAGAUGCACAAGCAGGUUCUGCUGGAGGACAUUGAGAAACUGAAGAACCAGAUUGAAAACGUCAUGGCAGAUAUUCAGGAUUUCAAGUCAGCAGAAGACAAUAAGAUGCUGGAGAGGGAGAAACGCUUCUCUAGUGGCAAGAAGAAGUUCAACAUGGAUCCUAAAAAGGGAAUCAAGUAUCUGGUUGACAACGAAAUUCUGGAAUGGAAACCAGACCGAGUGGCAGAGUUUCUGUAUAAAGAGGAAGGACUGAAUAAGACAGCCAUCGGAGACUUCCUGGGAGAGAGGGAGGAGAUGCACCUGCAGAUCCUCAAGGCGUUUGUGGAGCUGCACGAGUUUUCAGAUCUGAACCUGGUUCAGGCGUUACGGCAGUUCUUGUGGAGUUUCCGUCUGCCGGGUGAAGCACAGAAGAUCGACCGCAUGAUGGAGGCUUUCGCUACACGUUACUGUAACUGCAACGUCAACGUCUUCCAGUCCACAGACACAUGUUACAUCCUGUCGUUUGCCAUCAUCAUGUUGAACACGAGUCUGCACAACCCCAACGUGAAGGACAAGACCCCGCUGGAGAGAUUCAUCAGCAUGAACCGCGGGAUCAACAACGGAGACGACCUGCCCGACGACCUCCUGACGAAUCUGUACAACAGUAUACGGAACGAACCCUUCAAAAUCCCAGAGGAUGAUGGGAAUGAUCUCACGCACACCUUCUUCAACCCUGACCGAGAGGGCUGGCUGCUCAAACUGGGCGGCCGUGUGAAGACGUGGAAGAGACGAUGGUUCAUCCUCACUGAUAACUGCCUGUAUUAUUUUGAAUAUACCACAGACAAAGAGCCGCGCGGGAUCAUUCCUCUGGAGAAUUUGAGCGUGAAGGAAGUAGUCUUUCCCCGGAAACCGUAUUGUUUAGAGCUGUAUAACCCCAACAGUCGGGGUCAGAAGAUCAAAGCGUGUAAGACGGAGACCGAUGGCCGUGUGGUGGAGGGGAAACAUCAGUCGUACACCAUCUGCGCCGCUUCGGCCGAGGAGAGAGACGAGUGGAUCGAGUCCAUCAGGGCCAGCAUUACAAAAGAUCCCUUCUAUGACCUAGUGUCCGUCCGGAAGAAGAAAGUCAUCAACAAAGUCCCAGAGAAAUGAGACGAAACGACGGCGUGACUGAACUAUAACUACAGACAGCCAGAACUAUAAGAGCGUACUGCGUAUUUAUUUACACUCAGAGGAAGACGUCAUUGCUCAGAGGUUUCUCUCUCACAGCUCAGCAGAUGUAAUGGAGGAUUGUUCUCCUGAAAUCCCGUAGACACACAAACAGACUCAAAUGAGGCAGUAGUUGUAGAGUAUAGAGCUAUAGCAAUCAAUGUGGAGCAGCUCAGAUCAUUUCAUUGACUUGAAAUGGGGUCUUUUUGGCAAUGACUAUCCAUUUGACCAACAGUGGAGAUUAUAAAGAGACAUUAGCUGUGUUUCCAUCCAAAGAUACUUUCUUACCUCGGUUGGACGAUACAAACAUCACCAGAAAGACUCGGUUAUUAUCUAAAGCCAACAUGCUUCUGCCAUCUGAUCAAAUGUUUUGUUGAGUGUGUGUGUGAGAGAAAGUGUGUUUAAUGUGCAACUGAAUCCAUUAUGGAAACUGUGGUCUAAUAAUGAUCCAGUGCAGCAGAUGGAUUGAUUCCCUCGCAAACGACACAAACACACAUUUACUCUGUUUUGUAUUAAAUGUUUUUCAUGUAAAAUAUAUUUUGUAAAUACUACAGAUCAUAUGAAAGAUUUUAGGUGAUGCAUUGUACAAUUGAUUAUUUAAUUAAAGUUAUUUGAGAUUAAA
Molecule: messenger RNA, 2019 nt
Organism: Megalobrama amblycephala (Wuchang bream)
Lineage: Eukaryota; Metazoa; Chordata; Actinopteri; Cypriniformes; Xenocyprididae
Gene: cyth4b
Product: cytohesin 4b
Exons: 13
Coding region: 153-1340 (395 amino acids)
Biological process (GO): regulation of ARF protein signal transduction
Molecular function (GO): guanyl-nucleotide exchange factor activity
Source: RefSeq, a predicted model, not a curated record